ACAACAACAAAUACAAUUUCAUAAUCGUUGCUAGAGACCAACAUUGUGUAUCACUAUUUGGAAAAUAAAUUAAAGUUCAAAGCUUAGCAAUUGGAAAACACGACGAUAAUUGGAUAUUGGGGCUUUUGCCAUUGUAUGGAGCAUUUUAAACAACCAUCGAGUUUUGGAGACGAGCCGGACCUCGUGAAAAAAACACAGGGCCGGAAUAGUCUGCAUUUCAAUAGCAGCAGUACUGCAGCUCCGCAGCAAACAACUUCAAUUUCAUCAAUCAACGCAUUAACAAGCAAAAUUAAUCUAGACACUACAUCCAAUGACUUCGAACGCGGCUAUGUGCCAACGGUCGGCCGUUGGGGUGCCGAAUGGCCUAGUUGACUCGCCGAAGCCCUGGUUCGACAUGCCGGCUCCACCGCCGGCAACCUCGGGUUAUCGGCGGGAUCGAUGCGGACUGGAUUGACUACAGCCAUCGAUUCUGAUCAAGAUAUACCCAAAUGCAACGGAACUACUGCAUCAUCACUGUGCAGUACCGGUCUUACACAAAGCUCAAAUGGCUCAACCGAUGAUGAAGAUGACUACGACAAUGAAAGCAUUGGAAAUGAAUCGCCAUGCAAUUUGACAUCAAAUCUGUCGUCGGAACGAUGCCUUAGCAUCAAUAAGCUGUUGGAGGAGCAGCACUUCAAAUGGUGGACACAUGCUGAUGACGGGCCGCCUAAGUUAUGGGAGGGACGUAAUGGUUACAAUAUAUCAGCGUAUAACCAAAUCAAUGGUAUUUGGCCUUUGGGCCAUCCAUUGCCUCUGCCCGAUUGGGCUGCUGACGACGAAGCUAACAAAGGUGUUCUUCAUUUCGACUCCGUUUGGCAAUAUGAAGAUCUGAGUGCUAUAAUCGAAACGAAGCUGCAGCGUAUGUUAGAGGAGACCCACUACGAUACUGUUCAUCUAUUCGUCGAUUUCUAUGAAGCCUUCAAACGUACUCGACGCUCGGAUUUGAAGUCAUUCUACCAAUUCUAUGAUAUACCGAUAAAUCGUCGCGAUCACAUGUGUGUUUCGCUGGCCAUGGAAAUAAUGGCACGCAUUGUGGAACUGUUUCCGAUAUUGGAGCAUUAUCUGUACAUUGUUUCGUGUGAAGAACAAGUCAUUUCACUGCGCGAAUAUAUUGAGACGGCUGAAGAUGUGGGUGGGCUUAAUUCGCCCCAUGCAAAUGUCGAAAAGGAACAUGCCAUGAUCGCCAUGAAAAUAAAUAUUGCUGGUCGUGAUGGAGUUUUGAUUUUGGAUCCAGGAUAUCAUGUUGGUCGUUGUGUGACUGUUAUGCAUGAUCAAAACUAUCCCCAUACAGGAUGGUUUACACAGUCCAAGGAAGCUCAUUUACAGCGAGAUUAUUGUUACAACUACAGCAAGUACAAUCCCAAGUACGUUGAAUGGAAGGAAAGAGAAAUAAGAGGAGAUGAAAGCCACUACAAAUCGUCAUUGGUUUAUGUUGAUCAGCCGUAUGUAACAGCCAUUGAUGUCACGGUACGACGUAAUUUGGUCUACAACUUCAGAUCAUUGUUAUCGCGUGAUGCCAAAGGUCGAGUUUAUGCAGGCAUAUAUUUGCCAAUUGUCGGUAAUACCAAUGAAGCCCACUUUACAAUGUUCUAUGAGGGCCUCAACUCUGAACAACGCGUCAAAGUCAAGUUUAUGUUUAGUGUAUUUAAGCAGCCCAACAAGAUUCCUGAAAAUGUUCAGCAGCACUUGGAAAAAUUAGCACCUCAAUUAAACAUGUCCAUAAAGGAACUUACAAAGUUAUUAAUAUCGUUGGCCGAAGCUGUAAUGGAUCAAGGUUUUAUUCAACAAGUAUUGGCCAUUAACGAAGACAUUGGUAAUAUGUCAGCCGAGAAUUGACAA
Molecule: messenger RNA, 1878 nt
Organism: Musca vetustissima
Lineage: Eukaryota; Metazoa; Arthropoda; Insecta; Diptera; Muscidae
Exons: 5
Coding region: 439-1875 (478 amino acids)
Source: RefSeq, a predicted model, not a curated record